AGGGAACUGCUGGCAGAACAGCGGGCACAGUGGCAGAAGGUUCUCCUCCAGGCGCUCAGGGAGAACAAGAUGAUCCUGACCAAAACCAACACCAGGGACUACAAGCUUAACCUUUAUCCAUAUCUCUGUCUGCUGGAGGACAAGGAGUACGUUGACAUUAUGAUACAGAGUGUUUCUAACCUGCCUCCUAGUGGGGAGUCCCUGAAGAUUUUAGCUCAUGAUCUGGGCAACAGAAUCUACACCAAGUACUGUGUGAGACAGAAGCACCAGAAUUGCAUUGUAGAAAAGCUGCAAAGUAUUUAUGGUGCCUACACAGAACUGCUGGCCAAAGAUACCAAGGUAAAAAAUAAAUAA
Poecilia latipinna (sailfin molly) is the source of this 354-nucleotide messenger RNA. RefSeq names its product DNA-directed RNA polymerase, mitochondrial-like. Gene Ontology annotation, biological process: mitochondrial transcription. Gene Ontology annotation, cellular component: mitochondrial DNA-directed RNA polymerase complex. The annotation marks the transcript as partial. Gene Ontology annotation, molecular function: mitochondrial promoter sequence-specific DNA binding; DNA-directed RNA polymerase activity. The record is from RefSeq and is a predicted model, not a curated record. Lineage: Eukaryota; Metazoa; Chordata; Actinopteri; Cyprinodontiformes; Poeciliidae. The transcript is spliced from 2 exons.